ACCGCAUGUCGCUUGUCAGUGUGCUAGUCUUCCAUUCUUCCUCCUGGUGUGUUCUGCCCUCCUCCUCUUCCUCUUCCUCUCAUAGUUCUCUGCUGCCUGUGACUGGAACGAAUUGAAAAAAUUGCUGAAGUUGGAGACUUUUAUCUCCCUCACCAACUUCAAACAUCUGCUAUCUGAGCAGCUAACCGAUCGCUGCAGCUGUACAUAGUCUAUCGGGUGUGAAACACAACAACAGCCAAGAUGUCAGAUAAAAAGAUGACAUCGAGCCGCAGGCAUCAUCUGAAGAGCUUAGUGCUCCAGAUUGCGUUUGAGCUUAUUGAAGUGGAGAAAAAGGAGGCUGUGCAGGAGAAAGCCAAUUUCAUGGCUGAGCUCCCCGCCCUGGAUUUGUCUGGAGAUCAAACGGCGCUGGUGGAAAUGCUCAAAAAGUUAGCCCAAUCCAUCGACAAGGUUGAUGAGGAAAGAUAUGACGCAGAGUCCAAGGUGACGAAGGCAGACAAGGAGAUUGAGGACUUGAGAAUGAAAGUGGUUGAGAUCCAGGGCAUGAAGAAGCCAGCUCUGAAGAAAGUGCGUAUGUCUGCUGAUGCUAUGCUCCAGGCUCUGCUGGGCACCAAGCACAAGGCUUCCAUGGAUUUCAGAGCCAACUUGAAAGAAGUGAAGAAGGAGGUCAAAGAGGAGGCAGUGGAUGCAGUCGGUGACUGGCGUAAGAACGUUGAUGAACAGGCUGGCAUGGACGGCAGGAAGAAGAAGUUUCAGGGUUAAACACAUUCAUUUUUCAGUCAUAGCCGACUUUUGUGUUUUGUCGUAUUGUGGUACAGAGACGGAUUUCUAUGACCUUGUUGUUAUGUAUCCCUGCAGGAAGAGGAUCUUUGAUUUUAAAAUGCUAUUAUUUUUUGAUACUGUAGGUUCAAAUAUGUAUUCGACACUAUGGUUUUGGAUAUCUCUCUCUCCCCUCUCCCCCACUCUCUCUCUCUCUUUUUCUCUCGCUGUCUCUCUUUCUUUCUAUUUAACUUUUCAGUGUAAUUUGCAAAUGUUUUUGGCUAUUGUAUAGUGAGGUGGAAAGGGUAAAUAUUUGUAGCUUCACCCACUCUUAACAUCACACAGCUUUCCAUCUGCAUCUGUAACAUUCACUAAAAGGAGUAUAUUCACUAACAGAAAAAUAAAAAUAAAAACAAUUUUAAAAAGCU
This is a messenger RNA of Oncorhynchus nerka (sockeye salmon), 1184 nucleotides long. RefSeq names its product troponin I, fast skeletal muscle-like. Gene Ontology annotation, biological process: skeletal muscle contraction; cardiac muscle contraction. Gene Ontology annotation, cellular component: troponin complex. NCBI's taxonomy places the organism in Eukaryota, Metazoa, Chordata, Actinopteri, Salmoniformes, Salmonidae. The coding region runs from base 241 to 759 and encodes 172 amino acids. The record is from RefSeq and is a predicted model, not a curated record. The transcript is spliced from 8 exons.